CCUUGUCUUUUGGAUGAUCAUAUGAGUCGGGUGAAGAAAUCUGCCAAUGCCAAGUUCAAGGCAUCUCACGAAACUCUGAGUGCGAGCGAAGCAAAAAUGCAAGAGGAUCCCAAGUCUAGUUGGGAUAGCACCAGCCUGAGCUCAAUAUCCACUUCCAAAACGUCUAACGAAAACCUUGACUCCCCGGAAGACACCGACCAAAAACUGGAAGAGGUGAAAAAUGGAAAGCCACAAGAACCACUCUUAAAUGACCAAUCUGUGUCGGGCACCCCCGCAAUCAGGAAUGUUCCAUCACCUUGCUGCAGCCCUCCUAUGGAAGCCGAUCGGACGGGGCAAAACUGCACUUUAAAAUCUAAGUCCCCUACCUUGGCCAGUGUGUGUGAAGCUUUGACCACCAUGUCACCCCCCCACCCGCCAAAAAGCUGGCUUUGUCAGCCAAAAAGGGCAGCAUGCUGCAGAAGGGAAGCAGAAAUGACGUUUACUGCCCUCCGCCCCACUCCAUCACCACCGGCUCUGCUCAUCCCAUCUCCGUCUCCCCCGGUCCUACCACACCCCAGCUUCUCCAUAAGCAUCGAGACUCUCCGCAAGCCUCAGACAGCUUCCCCGGGACUUGUAGUAACACUUUUAAACACAAACCAUUCAAACUCCAUGAGAAACACAAAAGACCAGGUGUAGAAUCUCCCCAACAUUUCACUCCAUCAGGCCACCCAUCCAGGCUUUGCAGUACCUCCAAAUGGACUCUCUUGCCCCAGGAACCAGCUGGAGACCUCUGCACUACCACAGCACAGGACAGCAUCUCGGCACAAAAGAGUCAACUGCAUAUCAUCAGCUGCAAUGGGAACAGCAGGGUCAGAGAAGAAAGCAGCAUAAGGAAAAAACACAAGAAGAAAAAGAGGAAAGCGUCUGAAUCAUCAGAAAUUAUGGAAAGGACAGAAAAAGUUAUAUCCCAUUUGGACCCUGAAAGACAAAAACUUAAACUAGAGAAAACUAAAAUCAAACCAAAGAAAGCCAAAAGUUUGCAGGGCCACACCUCUCCAAAACCUGUACCAGAGCCAACGAACAAUGUUGAGAGUUCUCAGGAGACCAUGAGGAAAAAGAAAAAGAGGAGAAAAGAGGAGAGACCAGUAGAUUAUUCAGACAGGGAGAGUGCAGCAUCAGUGAAAAGUACAAACAUAGUGUCACUCCAGGAUGCACAAGGGGAUCAUGAAAUCAUGAAAAUAAAGAAGAAGAAAAAGCAUAAAUUGCACAAGCAUGAUAGUCAAGAGAGUGAAGAGAGCGAAUCUGCCAAAGGACAAAAGCAUAAAGCUCAGGAAAUAAAUUGUGACUCUGUUUUUUAUGGGGCAGCCCCCAUCCAAAAAUGGAUACAAAAGGGCUUCCCUCCAAUUUCCCGUUUUCAAAAAAAAAAGCCCGGAUGGCCGGGGGUGGCCCCGGGGAAAAUUGGGGUGUUGUUUAAGGCUACUGAAGAAGCCGGCAAAAAAGCCCAUGGGCCCCAAGGUGAGAUUUUG
Molecule: messenger RNA, 1505 nt
Organism: Staurois parvus
Lineage: Eukaryota; Metazoa; Chordata; Amphibia; Anura; Ranidae
Source: the annotation of a GenBank genome assembly